ACCCUCUACAAAAAUUUCUUAUUUAAGAUUUCUUCAAUCUCUUCAAUUUCUAGUAAAAGAUGAAUUUGUAAUACUGAAUAUGUUUGAGCAAGUUUCGCCCCAUUGUUCUUCAUGUUUAGAAACUCCUCUGCUACGCAGCGGCUGAAGGAGCUGAAGAGUUUUUGCUGAAACCAUCCUAACCUGUCUUAAACUAACCUAAACAUACACCUGACACCUGUUUAAUACAGAGAAAAAAGACCUCGACGUAAAUAAAGAAUGAUAUUUCGAGUUUUAUUUAAUGAUUAAUUUAAUUUCAGAAAGUUUAAAAUGAACUAAGGUACGGAUAUAACAUGACCUUGUUAAAUUGUGAUCUAUCUAGAGGGAAGGAUGGAGAUCUACAAGAGCUGGCAAGAUGUCUACGCCAAGAGAAGAUUUACGUUAGCUAUGAAAGGAAGCAGUUGCAAAGCUUGAAUGAAGGCGUGGCUGAGGCGGGCCGAAGGUUGGCCCAGGCCGCCUGGAUUGCCCACAUGCAGAAGGAGAACCUAGAAGGACUGAUUCUGUCCCGGGAGGACUACUCGCCUAACGUUUGCUGUCAGAGAUCCAAUCUUCUUCUUCAAUCUCAGUUUAUAGAUGCGUACAAGCAGCUCUCCCAUCACAUGGUUUCAUACAGCGAGUUUCUGGUUGCUCUACGUCAACGUCCGAACCUUGUAGCAGUAUGCCUCGCUGCUGGAGACAAGACUGAUGAGCUGAAUAUGUUGAAUAUUGUGAACUCUCUAUUCUCCGGUAUUCUUGGAUCGUGUCUCCUAGCUGAGGAUGAGAAACUUAUGAUGGAGGUUCUCAAGAAAUUGGUUGAUAUUCAACUCAUCUCAGCAGCUAACCCUAGGAAGCUGCUCCGGCACGGAAACUGCUCCUUGUCUCGGUUAUACAAAGCUUUUAGCGAGCAGCUCUUUUCAUCCAAACUGUUUCUCACGUCUGCUUUAUAUGAACCGAUUCUGCAACUCCUCACAGACGAUGAGAUAUUUCUGGACAUAGAUCCGUCCAAGGCUGUGAUCAGGUUUCCGGCUGAGGAGAGAUUAAAAAGGUUUGGAACACCAGGCACAGACGAUUACGCUGCUAACCUGAAAUCUCACAGGACGUUCAUCAUCAAGAAAUUGGUCGCUCACGCUAAACGUUUCAUCUCCGGGAUACAGAGAAACUUUGCCAGGUUUCCGUCUCAUCUCGCCAGCAUUAUGAGAUAUCUGUUCGGUAAAAUGACAGAAGCUUCCCGGAUGGAAACCAAGGAUAUUUAUGCCGUUUGUGUAGAUCUUUUAUUCACCCUGUUCAUAUGUCCCGCUAUUGUGGAUCCUGAACCCCUUGGGAUCAUAGAUAUGCCUAUAUCAUACAUAGCCAGGUUCAACCUGAUGCAGGUUGCUCAGAUUAUCCAAGUUUUAGCGCUCUGGAAGUGGGAGGAAAUCAACCCGCAGCUCAUGGAUCUCUACUCAGAGUUUGAGGUUCAAUCUGUCUCAAAGCUUGUCGAGGCUGUGCUAGAAUCAUUCGAGGAACCAAGGAUGGAUGGGUUGGAUAUUUCUCAGCAGAGUUUCCGUCUUGCAAUUCUUCUAACUGCAGAUCAGCUUCAGGAUGUGGUGACCUGGCUCCGGAAGGUAUCGGAGGAAAACUUCCUACCGAAGGAUAUUAAGGAUGAGCUGGAGAAGUUGCUUGCUCCGGUCCCUGCUUGUGUACCGGGUCGGAAGAAACCAGCGGCACCUGUUAAGCAUGAGAAUGGUCUAGGUGUAGAGGAGGUGGAUUCUGAUGCAAUAUCUCCAGCUAGCUUUGCCCGGCAUAAAAGUGUGUUGGCAGCCAAACUAUCAAAUGUUGGAAAUAAAACAAGACCCGUUUCUAAACCCUCGACUGAGAACAAGAACACCCUAGCACCCGGUAGCCCGGAGAAGGUUCUUGUAAUUCCUAUUCAUGACAGCCCCUCGGAGAUGCCGGGCUUGGCCUCCGAAGAGAGCGUCCUCCGAAAGAAUUUUAUUUCUGGAGGAGGGAAGGAAAAGAUGAAUUAUGUUGGGUUCGAUGACAGCAUGUCCUUCAGGGACGGAAGUUUAAACUCCGCUGGUGGAGAGGUACUGGAGAAGAGAACAAGGUUCUCAAUCUCUCAUGAUGAAGGAUCUAUCGGAAACGCCUCGGACAAUCUAGAAGCUAUUUCAGAAGCUGCGUCGAACCAUUCUGUUGCCUCUAGUUUAGAGGACGAAGUUGAUCCUGUUGAGGAUCCGAUCAUUGACAAUUUGUCCGACAUGGUUUCCGCUAAUGUUAGCGGACGUGGAACUCCUAACGUAUCAGGACGAGAUACUCCGUCUAGUCAGGUUACUGAGGAGGACGAGGCUGGACAGGCUGAGGUUGCAGAACCUCAAGUUCCUCAGGUAGUCAAUCUAAUAGGAGAGGAUCAGCAGGAUAACAAUCUCCUGAGCAGAAGGAAGAACGGAGAACCGGAUAUGGAGGAGAGGUUUGGUAGGUUUGAGAUUAAACCUGAAGUGAGACGAAGAGUUGGACAUUUUGGUAGCACUGGGACAGCAGGAGAUAGGGAUGAAGCAGUUUCAAUGGUUAGCGAUACAUGGUCAACUGACGUUCUGGGUUCGGAUACUGAAACUCUAGGUGAUCCACCAACUUUGGAAGAUUUACUGAGAGGUAGACCUGGAGAUGAGUUUAACAUUAGAGGAGAGUUCAGUAACCGUGCAGAGUUUCGGAACAGACCUGAGUUUGUAAAUAGAGGAGAGUUUAGUAACAGAGCGGAGUUCAGGAACAGACCAGAGUUUCAAAACAGGAACAGAAACCUGGAUCAUCUCCAUGUCCCGAAUGAAGGUUCGUUAAGUCACAACAACUCGAGCUCCGCCAUCAGUACAUCAGGACAACUGGAUGUUUUAGAAACCAACAGUGAAGCUUGGUCUAUGGAUGUUUUACCCUCGGACACGGAAAGUUUUAGAAUGCGAGAUUUUGAUCCGGACGAUAGUCUUUCUAUAGCUAGCACUAGGUUCACAGAUGAUACAACAAGAAGUGAACCUGAACAAUUAAUUCAGAGGCUAGAGCUGAAUGACUAUGAUAGAGCGGCGGGAGCUGAACCCGGCAGGAUCUUUCAUCCUGCCCAGAAUUCAGCAGUAGAACAGUGGGCGCAGUUUAGUAGAUCAAACUCUGAUGAUCGGGGGAGUAGGAGGGAUAGUGAUGUGUCUGUUAACUCCAGCAUUCUCAAGAAACCUAAUGCACUUCACGUCAAUCUCUCCGAACCAUCUCUGGUUAGUCUGGUCGAAUCCACAACUACAGAUGGGUGUGGUUCAGUAGAAAAUGUGUCUCCAGGAACUGGAAACUUGUCAACCAUCUCAACCAAUGUUAGGCUCUCUACCACUAGUAUAGCCUCUAGUACCAGUAGUCAGGGUAGUGCAGCAUCCGUUGAAGCAAUUCAUUCUCAGAGAAAAUCUAGAAGUAAUUCUUCCACUAGUGCAGCAAACUCUACCGGAGGUGGUUUGGUACCGGAGGAACUCAAAUCUAACCAAGCAAGUACCGGAGCAAUACCGAAGAGUAUAAGCUUUGAUAAGUCUGCAGACAAGGACGAGGGUGGAGAGCACAAGCAUAGUCUCAACAAACGAGAUAGAAAUUUUUUCAAAAAUUGGAAAUUACCAAAGAUCGGGAGACACAGGGGGGGUGGACGGGGAUCGAAGAGCGAGGAUUAUCGGUCCUCCGAUAGAUUAACCAACGAUGCUUUUCAUAUCCCAGAGCAUUCCGAGGGUCCUGUGCUGCGUCGGAUUGGGUCGGAGGAUCCUAGGUUCUACGAGGGCGGAGCAACUGAAUCCGAGAGUUCGGACGACAUUCUUGCCAAGUAUAGAACUGCUCCGGGAUCUAGUAAGGAGGGGACUCUAGUUAACAUCAUUAAACCUGAGGAUGAGACGGAUGGAGUAGAUCUGGAUUUAGCGAACCUGGAGUCUACUGUAGUUUUCCAAGAUGCUAAAAGAAAACUUCGUCUCAUGCUUUCAGAGGUUGAAGCACCGCUGUUACUGAGCGGAGUAGGGUUGGAUGGAAUGGAAAAAGAGAAUGAGAAGGAGAACAGCGAGAUAGCAUCUUUACUCCGGGUUAUGCUAGCACAGGCCUUGAACCAACAAGAUAGAAACCUCGUUGCUCAACUCUACGAAACAAUUCGUAGUUUAUCAAACCUAGACGAGGAAUCUACGGAGAAACUGACACGAACCUUGAAAGAAGAAUAUAGACGAAGAUCUCCUUAUAUUGCAUAUCUUGUCAGAUCAAGACAAGGACUCCUGUCCAGUCUCCAGACCCUGCAGAGGUUAACCUCAAGGAUGGAAACAGAACAGAGGAUGUGUUCAAGGUUUCUUAUCAGUGUCUGUGUCAGAUUGUUUUUUGAGCGUCAAGAAGUAGAGCUGAGGGAACUGCUAAACCAGUUCUCCUCCUCCACCGUCAUGGAUGAAAAGACGGAGUUGGUGGUUAAGUUUCUGGACAGGUUGUGGGAUGAGCUGGAGAGGGAUCCAAUGCUUGCUGCUGCUAACCCUGAGCAGAGAGGAGAAGCUAGGAUUGCAGUUGAACGAGCUGUCUUUUCUCAGAUCUACAUGGCAGCGUUGUAUCCUAACCAUGAUGCAGACAUAUCACGUGACAAGGUUCUUCAGGAUCAUAUUGCGAGAUUAAAGGAUAUUGUUACCCCGGGACAUAAGGAUCUAAAAAUACCAAGAAGAUAUCAAUAUGAGUGCCCCUGGCCAUCAGCACAGGCUGAGUUGAAACGUUUGCCUGCAUUCAAGCUUCCUAGCGACAAAGUAAACUGUGUCUCAAGGGUUGCAAGCACCAUCAUGAACUUACUCUCUUUGGCUGCCGAUAGAUCAGUCCCGGCCGCCGACGAUUUUCUUCCAGUUCUGGUUUAUGUGAUAAUUCAAGCGAACCCCCCAGGUUUACUUUCAACAGUUCAAUUUGUCGAUAAUUUCUACGGAUCUCGGCUUUCUGGUGAAGAUCAGUAUUGGUGGAUUCAGUUUAUUGCAGCUACAGAGUUCAUCAAAACCAUGGAUUAAAGUAUUUGAAGAAGAAAAUAAAAAAUAUUUUCUGAGCUGUAGCAGUAAACCUUCUAUGAACCUAACAACACCCAACAAUACACAUAUGGCCUGACUUUUUUUGUCCAGAUUAUGUCUGUCUGAGGUUUCACUCUCCAAUACCAAACAGCCUUCUGGAGAAACCCCAGUUUUAACGUUCACCAUGAGAAGUAGGAGUAAAAAUAUUUGAAUAGUUGAGACAAUUUAACCAUUGUUAUAGAUAUCCUACUACCAGUGAGCCAGUGAGUAUCUGGUAUCAGUAAAGUGAACCUACAUCGGAGUAAAUGAAACCUGGAACCAUAUAUCAGAGAAUAAUAAUCCUUAAUCGGAGUAAAUUAAAUCUGGAUUUUUACACGAGGCUAAAGUUAACCAAUACCGGAUACAAACAAAACCCUUAACCUGGUAUCUAAGUAAAAUAAACUUCACAACCCAAC
Molecule: messenger RNA, 5467 nt
Organism: Eurytemora carolleeae
Lineage: Eukaryota; Metazoa; Arthropoda; Copepoda; Calanoida; Temoridae
Gene: Gapvd1
Product: GTPase-activating protein and VPS9 domain-containing protein 1
Exons: 9
Coding region: 330-5015 (1561 amino acids)
Biological process (GO): vesicle-mediated transport; regulation of GTPase activity
Cellular component (GO): cytosol; endocytic vesicle
Molecular function (GO): small GTPase binding; guanyl-nucleotide exchange factor activity
Source: RefSeq, a predicted model, not a curated record